Molecule: messenger RNA, 1182 nt
Organism: Daucus carota subsp. sativus
Lineage: Eukaryota; Viridiplantae; Streptophyta; Magnoliopsida; Apiales; Apiaceae
Product: transcription factor bHLH104
Exons: 5
Coding region: 122-889 (255 amino acids)
Biological process (GO): regulation of DNA-templated transcription; intracellular iron ion homeostasis
Molecular function (GO): protein dimerization activity; DNA-binding transcription factor activity
Source: RefSeq, a predicted model, not a curated record
CUCUACUCGUCACUCUGCUCCCCCGGAAAAGCAAAGCCGUCAAGUUCGAAUUUUUACAUUUUUUUACAAUAAACUCCGAUACGAAUCUGAGAUUAAAAAAAUUGGAACUACAACGCCACCAAUGGAUGAUGAUAGUGGCAGCUGCUGGGACUAUAUCGACGUCGGCACGCUUCUCAACGACGUCGCUUCCUCUGAUUUCAAUUGGGUCGAUCAAUGUUCUGUCCCAGAAUUUGAUGCUCCAGUUUCUAGUGGUGCUGCACCAGAACCAGAAGGCAAGGAAUGUGUUGAGAAAUCAUGCACGAGAAAGAGGGGCCGCAAUGAAUCAUGUGGCAGCAUCGGAAACAAAGCAUGCCGUGAAAGGCAACGCAGGGAAAAGUUGAAUGAAAGAUUCAUGGAAUUGAGUUCUACUUUAGAACCAGAAAGGCAUGCCACCUCUGACAAAUUAGCCAUACUUGGGGAUGCCAUUCGUGUUUUGGACCAGCUUAAUACUGACAUACAGGAGAACAAAGAGACAAAAGUGAAACUAGAAGAAGAAAUAAAAACAUUAAAGGCAGAGAAGAAUGAACUCCGUAAAGAGAAACUUGCAUUAAAAGCAGACAAGACACUGAUGGAGCAGCAAUUGAAAACCAUGACAAGUUUGCCCGCUGGGUUCAUGGCAGCCCACCCUGGAGCUGCAUAUCCGGCUGUGCCCAACAAUAUGCCGGCACACCCUGGAGUAACAUAUCCAGCUGUGCCAAACAACAUGCCGGCACACCCUGGAGCAUAUGCAGCUCUUCCAAACAAUAUGCCAGUCUACCCUAGCUAUGGUGUCUUUCCGAUGUGGCAUUACCUACCACCAUCCGUACGUGAUACAUCUCAUGAUCAUGAGCUCAGACCGCCUGCAGCUUAAGAGGAGAGAGUUACAGGAAACCUUCAGCAUUCAAGAAGCUUGACAUCCAAAUGUAGCUGUACCUUCUGCAUCUUGGUUUUUUUUUCGUUAAAAACUUGAAUUUUAGAUUAUAUGUGGUCGCAUAGAUUAUUGUCUAGAAACUAGUUCUGCUUAAUGUUGGAUUAUCUAGUCACAUAUUAGUUGACUAUUUCUCUCAGAUUACCAGGUGAAAUUGAUAUACAUUGGUUAUCCCCUUAAUUUGUGAUGUGUCUGGUUUUUACUAGCCAAAUAUAAGAAACCAACAUUUUGAGCAA